Molecule: messenger RNA, 1066 nt
Organism: Amphimedon queenslandica
Lineage: Eukaryota; Metazoa; Porifera; Demospongiae; Haplosclerida; Niphatidae
Product: neurotrypsin-like
Exons: 2
Coding region: 1-510 (169 amino acids)
Cellular component (GO): membrane
Source: RefSeq, a predicted model, not a curated record
AUGUGGUUUUUGUAUACUGCCGGACACGGUGUUUGGAUUUUUUCAAUUUGUCCGCUCAAAACACGGAAGCUUCGCUUUCUCUUACCUAGUCGCCUCGUAAUGAAACUUGGAGCUAUUCUGGUGAUAGUAACCUUUCUUUUGACAAGAAUACGUCAUGGAUUAGCAGCAUGCACUAGUGGUUCUAUUAGACUCGUGGGUGGCACUAGUACCAGUGAGGGACGUGUUGAAGUAUGCAGUAGUGCUGGUGCAUGGGGAACGGUUUGUGAUGACUACUGGGAUAACACUGAUGCAAGUGUUGCCUGUCGUCAGUUAGGAUAUGAAUCAGGAACUGCUUUUGGUAGUGCUUACUUUGGACAAGGAACAGGUAGUAUUGUCAUGGAUAAUGUACAUUGUACUGGAACUGAAUCCACUCUUAUAAGCUGCACUCACUCUACCAAUCACAACUGUAAUCAUGCUGAAGAUGCUGGAGUAAGAUGCAUUGGUAAGAAUAUGACAAAAAUUAAUUAUUAAAAAAACUUUUGAUGCACACACAUGAUGCAGCAAUAUUCUGCACCUUGUAGGUUGGUACACAAUUAGAAACUGAGAUUAAAGUAACUACAGCUAUGAUGCUGUAUUCUUUUCUUGUUAAAAAAUUUUUUUGUAAAUUUUGUGACACAUCCUCCAUUUACAAAAAUUUACAUAAGUUGAGAUUAAAGUAACUACAGCUUUUCUUGGAAAAAAAUAUUUUUGUAAAUUUUGUGACAUCCUCACAAAAAUUUACAUAAAAUAAUUAAUUAUUUAGUACUCAUUGUUAAUGUUUGCAAGAAAUAGUAAAAUAAUUUUAUUUUGGAGCAUUUUAAAGCCUAAAAUCAACUACCAUUCCACACACGUCACAUUGAUUCAAUUUUUCCUCUGCAAUAAUAAGACAACUUUAUUCAACUAUUAAUUAAUCUUAAUACGAAGAGGUACCAUGGUUCAACAUCACUGACCACAAAUUUAGUAGAGCUUGAACUAAUGCAAGAUUUUAUUGGCUAUAAUAUUUCUUUUUUAGCAUCACUACUUUUGUUCCAAUAGUCUCACCAGACAU